This is a messenger RNA of Leptinotarsa decemlineata (Colorado potato beetle), 528 nucleotides long. It is a transcript of the gene Gbeta76C, whose product is annotated as guanine nucleotide-binding protein subunit beta-2. Gene Ontology annotation, biological process: signal transduction. Lineage: Eukaryota; Metazoa; Arthropoda; Insecta; Coleoptera; Chrysomelidae. Gene Ontology annotation, molecular function: protein binding. The record is from RefSeq and is a predicted model, not a curated record.
AAUGGAACAGCUCAUACCUGCCUGAUAUGAUGUGAAAACAUUCAAUAACAAAGUAAUCACAAGGCAUAGUGACUGGUGGAAACAAAGCGGAUGAUUGAAAUCAUAACGGUAGAAAUACUGAAAAAUGCCGCCUAAAAACGAUCCAGAAACGCUAGCCCUGAAGAAGGAACUGGAGGAGCUUUAUAAGAAAUUACAGGAUGACCAGAAGAAACUUGAAGACACCACCCUCGAAAAGGCUUGCGAAGGAGUUUCACCAGCUCCAAGAGUGAAACUUAUCACUCGAAAGUUGAUGAAAGGUCACUUGAAUAAGGUAAACUCCGUCCAUUACAGCGGAGACAACAGGCACUGCGUGACUGGAUCUCUAGAUGGAAAACUAAUCAUUUGGGAUACUUAUACGGGAAACAAAAUGCAAAUCAUACCGCUCAGAUCGGCUUGGGUCAUGAGCGUUGCUUUCGCUAAUUCUGGAAACUAUGUAGGUAUGUGCGAAAAAGGGGUUUAUUUCCGAGGAAAAUAAUCUCUGAAAAUUAU